AUGGCGGAGGAGAAGCAGAACGAAACGGCCCCAUCUGAUUCUGCUGGAUUGAAGAAGUCACGUUUAAAGAAGGCUCCAGAGCUACCUAUACUAGAGAGGCGCAACUGGCUGAUCCACUUGCACUAUGUCCGGAAAGAUUAUGAGGCAUGCAAGGUUGUAAUAAAGGAACAACUACAAGCUACCCAGGGAGUAUGUGAAUAUGCAGUGUAUGUGCAAGCCUUGAUCCUCAGACUGGAAGGCCGGAUCCAGGAGUCUCUGGAGCUUUUUCAGACAUGUGCCAUCUUGAAUCCCACCAGUUCCGAAAACCUCAAACAAGUGGCACGCUCUUUGUUCUUACUUGGAAAGCACAGAGCAUCAGUUGAAGUGUACAACGAGGCAGCAAGACUCAACCCAAAGGACUGGGAGAUCUGCCAUAACCUGGGUGUCUGCUAUAUGUAUCUAAGAGAUCUGAGCAAGAGUAAGGAACAGCUGUUGCUUGCUCUGCAGUUACACAGACAAGAUCUCAGCUCCAUCACCUUGGGAAAAAUUCAUCUUUUAGAGGGAAACGCAGAAGCUGCAAUUCAGACAUACAUGCAAGCUCUGCAGCUGUCUCCGGAAAAUACAGAGCUGCUAACCACUUUGGGGUUGUUGUAUCUCCAGAAUGGCUUAUACCAGAAGGCUUUUGAAUAUCUUGGCAAUGCACUGACUUAUGAUCCCAGUAACUAUAAGGGUAUAUUAGCAGCUGGCUGUAUGAUGCAGUCUCAUGGGGAUUAUGAUGUGGCCCUUAGUAAAUAUCGAGUUGCUGCUUCCAGUGUCCCAGAAAGCUCCCCGCUGUGGAAUAACAUUGGCAUGUGCUUUUAUGGAAAGAAGAAAUAUGUGGCGGCCAUCAGCUGUCUAAAGCGUGCACUCUACCUAUCUCCUUUUGACUGGCGUGUUCUUUAUAACCUGGGUUUGGUACACCUUAGUAUGCAGCAGUAUGCAUCAGCUUUCCACUUUCUAAGUGCAGCAAUCUCUUUGCACCAUGGAAAUGCAGCCCUCUACAUGCUUCUGGCAGUGGCUCUAACACACCUUGAUGAUGCAGAGAAUGCAAAGAGCUCUUAUCAGCAGGCAGCUAGUCUUGACGAAUCAGACCCCUUGGUGAAUCUGAACUUUGCCGUGCUGCUAUAUAACCAGGGAGAUAAAAAAGGAGCUUUGAGCCAGUACCAAGAGCUUGAGCGCAAAGUCAAUAUUCUCAGAGAAACUGUAACAGAAUUUGACCCAGAGAUGGUAGAUAUGGCACAGAAGUUAGGAGCUGCCCUCCAAGUUGGGGAGAGUUUAGUUUGGACCAAGCAGACAAAAGAUCAAAAAACAAAGCAACGAGGUUCAGGGAAAACGUCUGGAGCAGAGCAGACCCCACUGGGGUCUAACCAGGCUCUGGGGAGAGCAAUGUCAUCAGCUGCAGGAUAUAGCAAAACCGAUGUCCUAUCUCCAGGGAUUAGCUGUCCUCCUGUUUCUAAAUUACCAUCUUUACCACUAGAACCAGAGGAUCUCACAAGUUCAGGAUCUGUUCCCUCAGACCAUAGGAAGGAUCCCAGCUAACAACCUUUAGGACACAAAUCAAUAAUAAAGACCUAAAGCAAGCUUAAAAGACAGAUUUCCAGGAAGAGUGAGAUCCACAGUUAGAAAAACUAAGACCUUGCUGUAGGUGUUUCCUGUGUAUGCAAGUUGGAAACAAAUAGAUUUAGACUGGUAUGGAGUUGGUAGAGAGCCUCACUGUUACAAGUUCUGGAAAUAGUUAUUUACAGAUAUUAGUUCUGUAAUGCUGUAGAAAUGUAAGCAAGCUACAACCAAAUUUCAUUCUAAAGAAUGCUUCUUCAGCAACAAAUUAUGACUGCAGAAAUUAGCAGGAUCUUUAUUUUAUCGUCAUCAAGAUAGUUAAGUAUAACUGAAGAAUUAUUUAAUUACAUAU
Messenger RNA from Bombina bombina (fire-bellied toad), 1927 nucleotides. It is a transcript of the gene BBS4, whose product is annotated as Bardet-Biedl syndrome 4. NCBI's taxonomy places the organism in Eukaryota, Metazoa, Chordata, Amphibia, Anura, Bombinatoridae. The transcript is spliced from 16 exons. The coding region runs from base 1 to 1557 and encodes 518 amino acids. The record is from RefSeq and is a predicted model, not a curated record. Gene Ontology annotation, biological process: protein localization to cilium; cilium assembly. Gene Ontology annotation, cellular component: ciliary basal body. Gene Ontology annotation, molecular function: protein binding.